GCCAAAGAUCAAAAUGUCGACGAGUGUUCGUAGCGAAACGUGGUAUUGUGUCCCAUAGAGGAUGGAAAUUUAAUAAAGGAGGGAGCAAAAAGAGUAUACCAUACUUGUUCUCUGCAUUAAUAGAUAAAAAUAGAAGAAAGAUUUAUCGUUGCCCAAGUAUACUUAUUUAGCAAAUAUGGUGCUGUCGUGUCGAUUUUAUAAAGAAAAAUAUCCAGAAGUGGAAGAUGUAGUAAUGGUGAAUGUGCGCAGUAUAGCUGAGAUGGGUGCGUAUGUGCAUCUAUUGGAGUAUAACAAUAUUGAGGGCAUGAUCCUGCUUUCUGAACUGUCCAGGAGACGUAUUAGGUCCAUUAACAAACUUAUUCGAGUAGGCAAAACUGAACCAGUUGUCGUUAUUCGAGUAGAUAAGGAAAAAGGUUAUAUUGAUCUGAGCAAGCGUCGUGUGUCUGCUGAAGAUGUGGAAAAGUGUACAGAAAGAUAUGCUAAAGCUAAAGCUGUUAACUCAAUUUUAAGACAUGUAGCAGAAUUGUUACAUUAUGAUAAUGAUGAUCAAUUAGAAGAAUUGUAUCAGAAGACAGCCUGGUAUUUUGAAGAAAAAUAUAAGAAACAGAAAGCGUCUGCUUAUGAUUUUUUUAAGCAAUCAGUAUUGGAUCCUUCCAUCUUAGCAGAAUGUGGCCUGGAUGAACACACGAAAGAAGUAUUGUUAAAUAAUAUCAAACGGAAACUCACCUCUCAAGCAGUCAAAAUUAGAGCAGAUGUGGAAGUAGCAUGUUAUGGCUAUGAAGGUAUUGACGCUGUAAAGACUGCAUUGAAGGCUGGCUUAGCUCUCUCAACAGAUGAACUCCCCAUAAAAAUCAAUUUAAUCGCUCCUCCUUUGUAUGUUAUGACGACAUCGACACCGGAAAAACAAGAUGGAUUAAAGGCGUUAGGUGACGCAAUCGAAGUUAUUCAGAGUAAAAUAACGUCGCUUGGUGGUGUAUUCAAUGUCCAAAUGGCACCAAAAGUUGUUACCGCAACAGAUGAAGCGGAAUUAGCGCGACAGAUGGAACGUGCGGAACUUGAAAAUGCAGAAGUCGCUGGCGACGAUGAUGAAGAGGAAGUAGAGGGAAUGGAGGGCGAUUUCAGCGGCGGAGAAGGAACUGAGCAGAAUAGUAAAAUCGAAUUUAACAAUAAAGCAGAGCAUAAUAAUAAAGGAGAAGACAUUUCUGAGGACGAAAAUUGAAUAUACAUAUACAUAUAUUCAGAUAAUAUAAUACACAUUUGAUAAACUGAGAUCUUCGCACGUGUUUUUUUUAUUACAGCUAGAUUCUAAAAAGUGUUCUACUGUUUGGUUGAACAUACUAGCGCAGUUCUUUUCAAUAUUCAUGAAAAUAAAAAUUGUAAAAAUUAAUCCACUGUAAUCUA
This is a messenger RNA of Camponotus floridanus (Florida carpenter ant), 1401 nucleotides long. RefSeq names its product eukaryotic translation initiation factor 2 subunit 1 (gene eIF2alpha). Lineage: Eukaryota; Metazoa; Arthropoda; Insecta; Hymenoptera; Formicidae. Gene Ontology annotation, molecular function: RNA binding; ribosome binding; translation initiation factor activity. The record is from RefSeq and is a predicted model, not a curated record. Gene Ontology annotation, cellular component: multi-eIF complex; eukaryotic translation initiation factor 2B complex; eukaryotic 48S preinitiation complex. Bases 176 to 1219 code for a protein of 347 amino acids. The transcript is spliced from 6 exons.